Messenger RNA from Trametes versicolor FP-101664 SS1, 1029 nucleotides. RefSeq lists its product as uncharacterized. Bases 1 to 1029 code for a protein of 342 amino acids. The transcript is spliced from 7 exons. NCBI's taxonomy places the organism in Eukaryota, Fungi, Basidiomycota, Agaricomycetes, Polyporales, Polyporaceae. The record is from RefSeq and is a predicted model, not a curated record.
AUGGCCAUCGCGACGUUCCCCAUCGACGAGGCCUAUCUCAUCGGAGACUGGCUAGAGUCGUUCAUGUGGGGUGUAUACACCAUCAUGUUCGUGAUGACCAUGUUCGCCAUCUACAAAAAACGACUCAAGGAGGGCGGCGUUAACAAGUUCACAACAAUCAUGUUAAUCCUCUUAUAUAUCCUUGCCACUGCACACAUCUCACUCUCCUUGACUCGUCUCAUCCAAGGCUUCAUCAAGUUACGCGAUGUAAUCGACCCGGUUGACUACUUCGCGAGCAUCUUCAUUCGACUGAACAUGGCGAAGGACUACCUGUACAUCACAAAUCUGUUUUUGGGAGAUAUGGUCAUUGUCUGGAGGCUAUACGUUGUGUAUGGCAAGAACCCAUACAUAGCUGCCCUCCCUGUUCUUAUGUGUUUCGCCGAGUUGUCGGUCGGAUAUGCGUCUAUCUCCUCGUGGCUUGCCCCCACGCAGAACUUCACCAUCAUGGCCCGGCUCGGGGCGGCGAUGUACAUCAUGUCCCUCGUCGUAAAUGUCCUCCUCACACUCGUCAUCGUCGCCCGCAUCUGGUUCGUAACCAGGCGCACCCGGGAAGUCCUCAGCGUGUCCGGCGGGCAGUACACGCGCGUGCUGCUCCUGCUCAUCGAGUCCGGCGCGUUCAUCGCAGUCGCGAAGAUCUCCGAGUUCGUCCUAUACGAGCUCGAGCCCGACGACGGCCUCUCGGGCAUGAACGCAAUCGAGAUCGUGUUCGAGUGCAUGCCGCAGAUCACGGGCCUCGUGCCGACCUGCAUCAUCUACGCGGUCAUUAACGGCUACACACAUCAGGACAGUGAUUAUUCUGCGAAGUCGAAGUCGUCCAUGGUGGUGUUCGCCACACCCGAGAGAGCUGUGGGUGGCACGGACUCCACGCUGUCUGUGGAGAGGCUUGCGUCUGAUGAGGAAAUGGGGGGCACCCCGCUCGUGAAACAGUAUGAAGAUGAUCAAACUGUCGGAGAGAAGUGCAGGAGCUCACCGGUCAGGCUCGCUGCUUGA